AUGGCGGUUAAGCGAAAGAAGAGCAAUACCGGUGAUAUGAUCGUCCCAUGCGGAAAAGAAGAUAGUAAUAGUACUGAGAAGAAGAGUAAUGGUAAGGAGCACUUGCUUCCGUCGAUGAUAAAGAACAAAGAGAAGAGAUCGGCUGUCCACGCCCAGCUAAAGCACCAGAAGAAGCUCGAGAAGCGCAAGAAGGCUAAGGCUCGUGAAGCUGACGAGAAGAGAGCUCUUGAGAUUGGAGAGGAGCCUCCACCAAGGAAGAUCCCUCGCACAAUUGAGAAUACCAGGGAGUUUGAUGAGACUAUUUGCAAGCCUGAUGAUGAAGAGCUUUUUGCUGGUAACGAUGGAGAUGAAUUUAGCUCAAUUUUAAAGCAUGAAAGCACUUCGAAGAUAUUGAUCACUACUUGCCGCUUCAAUUCUACGAGAGGACCAGCUUUUAUAUCGGAACUACUCUCUGUGAUCCCAAAUGCUCAUUACUACAAGAGAGGAACUUAUGACUUGAAAAAGAUUGUGGAAUAUGCGACAAACAAGGACUUUACUUCCAUUAUAGUUGUCCACACCAACCGCCGUGAACCCGAUGCUCUCCUUGUUAUAGGCUUACCUGAUGGACCUACUGCCCAUUUUAAGCUCUCAAAGCUUGUUUUGCGGAAGGAUAUUAAGGUCUGUUGCUGUAUUUCCUUCAUCUUCUUUCAGAAUACAAACUUCUUGCAUUCUAACUCCAAGGCAAGCUACUGUGCACACAAAAUUUCACCAAAGAAUCAUGGAAAUCCAACUAGUCACCAGCCUGAGCUAGUGUUAACUAACUUCACAACACGUUUGGGCCAUCGGAUUGGGAGGUUGCUUUCUUUUUCUUCGUUUAAUGUAGAGGCUACAAUCGUGCUUUAUUGGUUGUGGAAUUCCACUUGGAAGGAUCGCAUUAGAAAUAUUUUAAGCGCAGCAAAUACAAUCAUGCUUUACUGGCUGAUACAAUCACUUUUCCCACAAGAUCCAAAUUUUCGUGGUCGGCAAGUUGUAACCUUCCACAAUCAGCGAGAUUUUAUAUUUUUCCGCCAUCAUCGUUAUAUUUUUGAAAGCAAAGAGAGUAAACAGAGUGACUCAAAAGCUACAAAAGGCAAGGAUACUAAGGAUGAAAAGAGUGCUCAGGAGAAAACAGUUGCUCGGCUUCAGGAAUGUGGUCCUCGUUUCACGCUGAAGUUAAUCAGUCUGCAACAAGGGACAUUUGAUACAAAAGGCGGGGAAUAUGAGUGGGUUCACAAGCCGGAAAUGGACACUAGUCGAAGGAGAUUUUUCUUGUGA
This is a messenger RNA of Ilex paraguariensis (yerba mate), 1293 nucleotides long. NCBI's taxonomy places the organism in Eukaryota, Viridiplantae, Streptophyta, Magnoliopsida, Aquifoliales, Aquifoliaceae. The record is from the annotation of a GenBank genome assembly.